This is a messenger RNA of Phragmites australis (common reed), 2772 nucleotides long. RefSeq names its product pentatricopeptide repeat-containing protein At4g13650-like. Bases 59 to 2488 code for a protein of 809 amino acids. The record is from RefSeq and is a predicted model, not a curated record. NCBI's taxonomy places the organism in Eukaryota, Viridiplantae, Streptophyta, Magnoliopsida, Poales, Poaceae. The transcript has a single exon. Gene Ontology annotation, molecular function: RNA binding; protein binding. Gene Ontology annotation, biological process: RNA modification.
AUUCGCCGGAGCAGCCAGCAGCAAGAUGCAUGGUGUUGAGUAGUAGCUAGCACCAGGCAUGAACACCACCAGCCCCGUCAGUUCGCCAUCUCUCUCCUUCUCUUCCUUCUCUCCUCGCAAUAAGUCCGGCCGGCCCACCUUCCUCGCAUUGCGGUUGCUCCAAGCAGCCGUUGCCUCCACCUUCUCCACACUCGCCAGCUGCUGCCCCACCACUCCAACCAGGGACCCCUUCGCCGCCGCCAAUGCGCUCUCCACAGCCUCCUCCUCGCCGCCAUCCAUGGGCUCGCAGCUCCACGCGCGCUUCAUAAAGCUCGGCAUGGCCGGCGACACCUUCACCAUGAACCACCUCCUCACCUUCUACUCCAGGCGCGGGCAUCUUGCCAGCGCGCUGGUCGUGUUCGACGAAAUGCCGUGCCGGAACCUCGUGUCCUGGACUGCCAUGGUGUCCGCCUCCAUGUGCAAUGGCGCACCUCAGCUGGGACUCGAAUUGUUUGUUUCCAUGAUCAGGAGCGGGUUCUGCCCAAACGAGUUCGCUCUUGCCAGCGUGCUCGGUGCUUGCCAGUCCAUGGCCCAUGCCAAGCUCGGCCUUUUGCUCCAUGGCCUCGCCGCCAAAACUGGCCUGGAUGGCAAUCCUUACGUGGGGAGCUCGUUGCUGCUCAUGUAUGCCAAGCAUGGGCAUAUUUCUGCUGCAGAGCACUUGUUUGGAAACAUAGUUCUCAAAGACUUGGCAUGCUGGAACGCAUUGCUGGAGGGCUAUGUCUCGAAUGGCUGUGGGAACGACGCGAUGAGGACGGUGGUUCUGAUGCAUCAGCGUGGAAUAGCAUCUGACGUGUUCACUUACAUUUCGGCUGUGAAGGCUUCUUCGACCGAGGAUGAGCUGAGUUUUGGGCGGCAGCUUCAUGGUCUUGUCAUCCACAACAUGUUCGAGUCUGAUACCUCGGUGAUGAACGCACUUGUCGAUAUGUAUUUCAAAGCAGGACGGAAGGAAGUUGCCAUGGCUAUCUUUAGUAAGAUUCGACGAAAGGAUACCGUUUCUUGGAACACAAUGAUAUCUGGUCUCGCACGUGAUGAGGAUGAGAAGGCAGUUGCAGGCUGCUUCGCCGACAUGGCAAGAUGCGGUUGUAAGCCUAAUCAAGUUACGUUCUCUACCAUGCUGAGGCUGAGUGGCGCUAAAGAGAACGCCUCCCUCGGACUUCAGAUCUUUGGCCUUGCCUAUUGUCAUGGCUACUCUGACAAUGUUCUUGUAGCAAAUUCAGUCAUCAACAUGAUGUCUAGAUGUGGAAUGCUCAACUGCGCCUAUGGCUUUUUCUGUAACCUUAGUGUCAGAAAUAUUAUGACAUGGAAUGAGAUGAUUGCAGGCUAUGGUCUGCACAAUUGCUCUGAAGAUGCACUGAGGCUCUUCCGCAGCUUUGUUUGCUUCGGAGCAAGACCGGGUGAGUUCUCCUAUCCAGCUGUUUUGUCUGCCUUCCAACAAGCUCACGAUGCAAGGAACCACGAGCAGAUCCAUGCAGGUAUCCUGAAACAUGGUUUUGCUUCAUGUCAGUUCGUCUCAACUUCACUAAUCAAAGCAAAGGCAGCCAGUGGUUCGAUUCAGGGUUCACUGAAAGUAAUUGGGGACGCUGGAAAGAUGGAUUUGGUGUCAUGGGGAGUCAUCAUCUCUGCAUUCCUGAAGCAUGGCCUCAACAAUGAGGUCCUUCUUCUUUUCAACUUGUUCAGAAGUGACUGCAGAGAGAAGCCUGAUGAGUUCAUCCUGGCUACCAUCCUGAAUGCCUGCGCCAAUGCCGCACUGAUCAGGCAGUGCAGAUGCAUCCAUUCGCUCGUUGUCAGGACAGGGCACAGCAAGCACUUCUGCGUGGCAAGUGCCUUGGUUGACGCCUACGCAAAGUGCGGUGAUAUUACUGCUGCUGAAAGCUCUUUCACUUAUGUUUCACCGGCAACCGCUGACGCCAUUCUGUACAACACCAUGCUGACAGCUUAUGCCAACCAUGGUCUGAUCCAUGAAGCCCUCAGCCUCCACCAAGGGAUGACACAACUUCAAGUGGUUCCAACGCCAGCGACGUUCAUCGCAGUCGUCUCAGCGUGCAGCCAUCUUGGGCUAGUUGAGCAAGGGAAGCUUCUGUUCAGUUCCAUGCUGUCUGAGCACGGCAUGAAUCUAACAAGGGCCAGUUAUGCCUGCCUAGUCGAUCUACUGGCACGAAAAGGGCUCCUUGACGAAGCAAAAGGCGUCAUCGAGGCAAUGCCAUUCCAGCCGUGGCCUGUAGUUUGGAGGUCGCUGAUGAACGGUUGCUGGAUCCAUGGGAACAAAGAACUGGGCGUGCUUGCAGCAGAGCAGAUCCUGAGAACGGCGCCCAGCAGCGAUGGCGCAUAUGUGUCGCUGUCGAAUGUCUACGCUGUAGAUGGAGACUGGCAGUCUGCACAGGAGACCAGGAGGAGGAUGGCUGAGAAUCAAGUGCACAAGGUGCAAGGUUACAGCAGUGUUGAGAUUUAGCCAUUCAGGGAUGUUGCACAUAGGGGACUAGGGGUAAUAGUCAGAAUAACCACGUUAGGGCAAGCAACAUUUCGUAUCACAUUGAAUGUGAAUAGUGAAUACGUUGUUUUGCCAAAAAAUUUGAUAACAGAUAGCCACACACAAGUAAUCCUGAAAAUAGGUUAGAUCAGCUGCUGUUUGGGCAAUCGGUGCACACUGCUUGCAAACGCAGAAAGGAUGCUGCUGUUUUUUUGGCAUUCAUAAUUGAGAUAAGAGAACUUCUAACAAUAAAAAAUGACGUUUUA